Messenger RNA from Pogonomyrmex barbatus (red harvester ant), 3464 nucleotides. RefSeq names its product combover (gene cmb). The record is from RefSeq and is a predicted model, not a curated record. Lineage: Eukaryota; Metazoa; Arthropoda; Insecta; Hymenoptera; Formicidae.
AUGUCACCCGGUGUCAACGGCAACGGCGGAGGCCCCCGCAACACGGGAACUCUGCCGAAGAGCAAUCGAAGAAACGACAGAAACCGGGAGCGGUCUGCCGUUAAUCAACAGCUUGCAAAUCGCUCGGGUUAUCAGGGCCAUCCGCAUCAUUUUAACAAUUUGUUUCAACUGGAUUGGCAAGUAGCGAGUGAGUGCGAACGUGAAUCAAGAAUACCAAGAGAAGCAAAGAAUAGCAAUACGCGAUCAGCUUCCUUUCAACUUCCUUCUUCAUAUUUCACUACGUACCAAGACUUACCUGACUUUGCAUUGCACAAUUCGACAAGACAGUGUAAUUAUAGUACAGAAGAUUGUACAUCUUGGCUAAAAAUGGUACCAUUUACUGAGCCUCAGAGAAGUCAAUCACCGUCACGAUUACAGGGAACAAAGCCUUCGAAUGUGAAUAAAAUGCCUGAUAAGAGCCAGGUGGAAGGUCGUUUAAAUCAAAUCAGAGAUUAUAUUAGAGUCACUGCCACGAUGAUAGAUUCUCUUAGUCAAUCUUCUGAUCCUCGCGCACAAGCUCAAAGUGAGAAAUUAAGUAGAAUGGUGGAGGAUCUUCACGACAGUGAAACGAAGCUUUCCAAAUUAUUGGAGCAGUAUCCUAAUCAUGGGGUUUCUGACGAGAAUGGUGAAAGUGGAAGGGAGGAUGUAGAUGAACGUGGCGAUGCCGGUAGAGAGAUGCAACUACGAAGGAAUAUGGAAGAAUAUCAGAACAAACUCGCACAGUUGCAAGAGCAGCAAGCCAACUUGACGGACUUACAGUUGUGCGUUAGAGAAAGAUUGAACAAGGCGCGUCAAGCACAGCAAAUGCUUCUGCAACAAGAUAAUCAGAAUACACCGAACUCCGCUACGUGGGAAGAUAAUCGCGCGUCUCUGCCGAGUCCUGCUAACGUCGAGCACAUCGAGUCAGAAACGGCGGCACUGAGAGGCAAGCUGAUGCAAUUACAAGCGAAGAAGAAACAAAUGGAUCAUCUCGUAGCGGAAUUACAAGCCAUAGAAGCGGCCGACAGAGGCAGUUGUAGUUCAGAAGGUUCGAGAACAAUUAAAGAUAAAGCUGCAGAAUUGGAAGCAAUGAGAACACAACUUGCACAUAUAAAGGCUUUAAUGGAAGAUGGUGUGAAAAUUCGCGAUUCUAUCGACUCUUCUUCUGAACCUGAACCAGACGUUGACGGGCACGAAGAAAACACAAUGGAUGGGAUUACCGAGGAUGCGACGAACGCCUCGUUUGAUUGUCGAAGUAACGAUGCUAAUCACGGAAAACUUAAAACUUUGGAAUGUAAUAUUUCAGAUAUACGAACCCUAACAUCGGAGCUUAAGGAACAAGCGGCCUUGCUUCAAAUUACACGAACCGAAUUACAACGUUUGAAGCAACCAUUAUUCACAACUGCUCAUCCUACUUCUUCAUCUUCAGUCUCUCGCCCACCUCCAGCACUUAUACCUAUAAAUGGCAAUGAAAAAAAACAAAGUUGUAAUACUAGUACAGAGACUCAAUCUAAGCAAGCAAAAAAAUCUCAACUUGAUGAUCUUAUGAGAAAGGAACCAACUCAACCCUCCAAUCGGGAUGCUCAAGCGUUAGAUCAAAAUAGCCAAAGAAGCUCUGGUUCGCAAGGUAGUCAUACUAGUACGCCUGCAAAUGUCUGGCCAUCUUCCGCCACUACAGGUGCUGGUGGUUCUAACGAGCAAAGUGUAGACGGUAUAUCUACAUCAGAAAAUUUAUUAGAUAUUGGUCCACCUGCUGCUAUUGAGAAUGGUGGGUUUGUUGGAAAUUUCUGGACAUAUCCGCUACCACCUCCGCCUAUUAAUCAGGGACAAAAUGCCACGGUUGAAUACUAUCGACAAUUAUUAUUGGGUUCGCAAGCUCAUCAGUUGCAAAUGAUGGGUACAACAAUGCAGCAAUGUUGUCAGCUAUUGUGGGCGCAGCAACGCGAUUUACAAUCUAUGCGUUCUGCUAUUGCCGAGUUGCAAAUACAAGUGCGACCGCAAAAUCAGGCUCGCGUUAACAAUGCUGAAAAUCAGGAAGAAUAUUCUAAUUUGAGCCGCAAUGUUCACAAUCUCGGCGACACGUUGGAUGCGACUUUACCUCCUAGUUCGUCCUUACCAAACCUCGUAUCGCUGCCUAACUCCUCAGCGGCAUUAUCGCAUACUCCAAUAGUUACUAGCUCUAAUUUGCAGCAGCAACAACAGCAACAAUUGAACAACCAAGUUCCUCCUGGUAAUAGAGCAAACAACUACUGGGAUAAUUUUCGAAGUUACUCCCGACAAAAUUUGCUCUCAGGAAAUGUGAAGACAAUGACUGAUCCUCCAACGGCUAUAGCAAACUCAGCGUGUUCCGCAAACACGACGAAUACAAGUGGAAGUAGCGUCAACAGUUCACUAAUGAAAGACAAGCGGAAUCGAGAACAAGGACCUGAUAACUUACCUUUACCAUUAACUGGCGCAGAAACGCAAUAUUCAUUGAACCUACAAUUACCAUCAAAUUUACAACAACAGGAUAGAGAAAAUGCUGCUAUUCGUAGUAAUAUCAUAGCAAACGAGGUAUCUCAACAAGUUGAUAAUAUUUGGGAGGAAGCUCACGGUUCUUUUCGAUUACCAUCUGCAACGAAUGAUGAUAAUCUAUUUAAUAAUCUAAGUUCAGAAAUGAAAGAGGCAAUUAGUUCGCUCAUCGCAGUAAAUAAAAGACGACCCGAUUAUUUAAUAAUUAUUUUGAGAGAAAUUAAAGCCAUCAGCGAGGAUCACAGAUUGCGAUCUCAAUUGUUGAGAUCGUUACGCGCUUUGCAAGACAAACAAACAUUGAAUAAUCCAUUGAACGAAGCACCUGACUUAACUCCAAGCGAGAGUUGCCAUUCCAGUGAUGACGACUCGGACGUUGGUGUGACUUUUACUAUGGAAAAUCAUACAUCUAUGAUUGAAUUAGUCACGACGUCUCAUGUGGAUACUGCCUCCUCUCCAGCUUCAUCCCAAGUACCAUUAAUAGAACAUUUGGAAAUUACGGGAACAUUCCCACUUGAUUGUGCGAGUGCUGUCCCUUCCACUUCUAAUGCUAAACCUGGUUAUAACGAGGACUUAGCGGAAGCCGAUCAAUCAAGACCUGAAUCUUCAGGAAAUCAAAAACUUCCUAUCAACGAUAUGGAUAAUGAAGUGGGUCAAGAAGAAGCAGCAUCUUAUCCAAUUACUGUAGAGGCGACUAUGCCCGAUCUUGAAAGUCUAGCUGCUAAAACUGAAGACGAAAGAGCGGAGGAUACCGAACUUGAAACAUUUUUUUAUUAGAUUACAUAUAUUAAUUAUGAUGUGAUUAUUUAUAGCUAUUUUAAACGAAAUAUUUAAAAAAAGUAGAGAUGUAUCCUAACAACUUUGAUAAGAUGUUGGCUUAUUACUGCUUUCGAUUAUAAAAAUAUCAAUUAAUAAAUAAAGCCUGAGAUAGCAACCCA